GACAAUUUGACUACAAAAUUGAUCUAGUAAGGUUAUUCAGGUAACCUUUACGUCACGCAAAUUUUGUUGCCAUGGUGUUGUUUGGAGUACGUCCACGACGUAAACGCCUAAUGCAAGGAACCAUUUUAAACAAACGAUAGACCAAGUUAAGCCCAAAAAGAUUUGAAUAAAUAUCAAAUUACUCCAAGUUAUGUACCUUCGCAGGUGACAGAAUGUCGUGGAGGAUUAAGAGAAACACUGCAAGUGUCGAGUCUUUGAAUAAGGACACGAUUGAACCACGCCGUGUUGCAUUCAAAACACCAGCAACUGCAGUUAUUCUAUUAGAUUCUCCUGAAGAACAUGUUUUAAUCAAAGCAUGUGAAGCAAUCUACGGAUUUGCAGAAGAAAGCGAUUUGAACAAGAUUGCUCUGACGGAUCAGGGGGCUUUGGGUCCUCUCAGUCAGCUCAUCAGUCACAACAACAAGAAGAUCCGACGUAAUGCCAUAAUUGGACUAGGGCUCAUGGCUACACACAGUUUAGCCAAGAGUGUCCUACAAAACAUGGAUGUUAUUCCAGCAGUCAUUGACAAACUAUCAAUGAAUGACACAGUUAUCCAAGAAUUUGGGACCCUUUACCUGUCCUGUCUGUCCACGGAGUCAUGCUGUCGGGUGCAGAUUAUUGAAAGCCAAGGUUUGCCAAUAUUAAUCAACCUCCUUUCUAGUUCCGACCCAGAUGUUCAGAAGAACUCUCUGGACACCAUCUACAAUUUAGUUCAGGACACGCACGUUUGCCCGUCUGUAAUCGAGUUACAUGGGCUUCCUCAAUUACUCCUGUUGUUGAAGUCCACCUUCAAUUCCAUUCAGCAUCUGACUUUAAAAACAUUGGAGACAAUCGCCAUUUGCGAAGAGUCACAAUGUGCGUACAGGGAAGGACAGGUGUUGGAUGAGCUCAUGGAGAUCCUCGAUAAUAAGGAUAUAAUUGAAUUCCAUGGGGAGGCCCUGCUGGUUCUCGCUAAUUGUAUGGGUGACAUGGACAAUUUCCGGGUGAUACAGAAAAAAGGAGGCCUUUCCAUAGUGAUGGAGCUUCUUCUCAACCCCAAAUUGGCAGAAAGCCAGGCCGGCGCGAUUAAAAACGGAAAUCUUGAAAUCCUAGCUAUUGCCGUAAAGUGCAUAGCCAGCGCUGCUCAGAAUUCUUCCAUUCACCCAUUCCUGAACGAGCAGAAGAUUGAAAAGGUUCUGGUGGAUCUUCUGUCUGUGGGUAGCGAUAAUGUGAAAGCAUAUGGUUGCAGAGCUUUUUCUGGUUUGAGCUCUUUCCUGCCCAGCAAAGACCUCUUCAGAGAUUUAGGUGGCAUACCAGUUGUUGUUCGGUUACUAAGGAGUAGCAAGUGUCCAGUUAUCACAGAGCAUGGUACGCAGGGCCUUGCCAACCUCACAUCUGGAAACCAGCUCAACACUUUGGAAGUAUUUAAUGCAGGAGGAACUGAAGUUCUUGUGCAGAGUCUACAAGAAGCGUGUCCUGAAGUGAUGGCAAAUUCUUUAGCCAUACUCAGCAGGAUGGCGGGACAGGAAUCUAUCCGGUCUGAAGUUGUGUUACAGGAAGUCAUGCCAGCGCUGGUGGAGCCCUUGAAAUCAGAAGACACACAGGUUCUGAUCAAUGCCUUGCUCUGCAUCUGUGAAAUGGCAUUUGAGGAGAGCGCCAGAGCAGAACUGCGAGAAGCUAAUGGUCUUGAACCGUUGGUCGCUUUGCUGUGUUCCACUCAUAUGGAGGUGUUGCGCUGCACAUGUAUGGCAAUCAGCGUUUGUGCAAAAGAUGAGCCCACUGCUUUGGAGAUGUGUAAAUUUGGAGCCUUGGAAAUCCUUCAAGAAAUCGCCCAGUCAAUAAAUCGUAGGAGCAAGUUCACAGAAUUUGCCCUGAUCAGUUUACUGAAAUACAACCUGUCCCUCAAAUAUGGUUUGCUAGGUUAUCUGACGACAAGUGAUGUUAUCACUCAUGGAUUCUAUGAUGCUGGGAAGGUUCAUUUUGAUCAUAAAUGCUUAAACUUGGAGGAACUGUGCUUGGAACCACUAAACCAACGGCGACCUGUUAUCCUUGUCAACGCAAUCGAGAUGUCUGAUGAAAUGCAACAGAAGGAUGAGACCCAGCCAGAGUUGGUUCAUGAAAGAAAUCGUAAAGUGAUGGAUGACAUCUCAUUGCCGCUUCUCGUUAAAGAGGUCAAGGAAUCCAUUGAGCCUUUGAAAGAAGAACAGGAACAAUACGUUGUUCUGGCCAGGUUUGUCUCUGAAAUCAUGGGUGGAGCCAUUGAAAAGGACCAGCUGGACACUUUUCCAUGGUCGCAGCACCUUAAUGAUCUCAAGUGUAAGCUGAGGUGUAACGUAAUUCCUAUCGGUACGAUCAGCAAAGGAUUUUUUUGCCAUAGAGCACUACUUUUCAAGUAUUUGGCAGACAGCAUUGGCCUGAAGUGUACUCUGGUUAGAGGUGACUACAACCGGGGUUGGAAUGAAGUACUCCUCUACAAGGGUGAUUCUUGUAGCAAAGAUAACUUUUCACAGCCAUCGUGCUACAUUGUGGACCUCAUGCACCAGCCUGGAACCUUCUUGGAGGCUGAUAGCGCUGCUGCUAUUGAUUAUGAAAGCUUAUAGAGGCAACAGUGUGCAGGAACUUAAACUAUGUAAUUGUUUCCUCAAUAUUUCCUAUACAGUUUGUUGAAAUUAUAUUAAUGUGAUCAUAACUGUUGAACCAGGAAUGGAAGUUGAAACAUGUAGGGCUAGGUCAAGGGCGUAGGUUUGGUCUCAAUAUUGGUAGGGACGAUAUAACAGCAUAACCUGCAUGUUAACUUUUUGAUGGGGACGGAACAUUAAUAAGACCAAACGGAUUGGGUGAACGGGGGUCAGGGCUACAUUUCUCACGAAUAUGAAUAUAAUUGAUGGACUAAAUGAUCAAUGCAAAAUAAAUCUAUUGACUUAUACUAACUUUCACACUGCAAAUGUAUAACGUGUUUUUGCAGGGCAUAUGUGUUAGUACAGGUGAUACACCGUUUCACUGAAACCAUUGUUUUCAAAAACUACUAAAGAAACAUUUUGAAAACUCCUAGAAUAAAUGUCUGGAUUUUAUUAGCUAAUUUAAACUGCAAUAUUUGAACAUUAUUUAAAUUUUAUUAACAGACACAAUAAAUACACACUUGUUAAUAGUCUCCUAACUAUCCGGGAAUGAAAAAAACAACAACAUUUGUCUCAAGACCACUUAACAUUGUCUGUCUAAAUAAAUAAAAUUAAAUAUAACUGGAGAAACUUCUUAGCGUGUAACAAGAAAAAUGGAGCCUUCUGUCAGGUAAAACACUUCUGCUUUUGUCCACAAGCCAAACA
This is a messenger RNA of Corythoichthys intestinalis (scribbled pipefish), 3341 nucleotides long. Its product is annotated as armadillo repeat-containing protein 3-like. Gene Ontology annotation, molecular function: protein binding. NCBI's taxonomy places the organism in Eukaryota, Metazoa, Chordata, Actinopteri, Syngnathiformes, Syngnathidae. Bases 213 to 2618 code for a protein of 801 amino acids. The transcript is spliced from 16 exons. The record is from RefSeq and is a predicted model, not a curated record.